AUGUGGUGUCCUGCGCUGGGGGCAGCACUGGCCGCCCUCCUGCUAGUCUCCGGCGUCUGCAGAGCGAGCCUGGGAGAGGAGACGUUCGUCAUGAGGUCGGCCCCCUUCCUGAUGAAGAGCCAGGGUCUGCUGACCAGGCCGGAGGACGUUCUCGCGCUGGAGGACGUCAGAGACCACACCGACCAUGCCCACUCCGGCCGAGACCAGCUCAGCCGAGACCAGCAGACCCCCAGCCAGCCGGUCGACGGGAGGGACCACCGUGACCGAGGUCAGCAGCCCCCCGGAGACCACCUCGACCUCGGCUGUCACAAGCACCACUACCAGCACAUCUACGACGGCCAUUUCCACCACCACAACCAGCGAAGCCACGACGGCCAGCACCACAGCCAGCGAAGCCACGACGGCCAGCACCACAACCGGCGAAGCCACGACGACCAGCACCACAACCAGCGAAGCCACGACGACCAGCACCACAACCAGCGAAGCCACGACGACCAGCACCACAACCAGCGAAGCCACGACGACUGGACCCUGUUCCGUGCACCGGACACAACCAC
This is a messenger RNA of Pollicipes pollicipes, 557 nucleotides long. RefSeq names its product histidine-rich glycoprotein-like. Lineage: Eukaryota; Metazoa; Arthropoda; Thecostraca; Pollicipedomorpha; Pollicipedidae. The transcript is spliced from 2 exons. The annotation marks the transcript as partial. The record is from RefSeq and is a predicted model, not a curated record.